AGGGAGACCAAAUCCAUUCCUUCAUUCAUAGAUCAUAUAAAUAUAAAUAUAAAUAUAAAUAUAUAAUCUAACUGAAUAUGUGAAGCAAUUUCGGUUACUUGUGAAAACCAGCGAAAUUUCAAGAUAGAAAUCGAUUAUGAUGGUGAAAACCAGCGAAAUUUCAAUUCCUCUGGUGUUCAAUGAUGAAGAACAACAACAACAGAGGCCAUUCACAGCUACACUCACACUCAGCACCCUCGUCGCUGUUCUUGGUUCUUACGCUUUUGGUGCUGCUAUUGGAUAUUCAUCACCUACUCAAUCUGCAAUCAUGCCUGACCUCAAUCUCACCGUGGCACAGUUUUCAAUUUUUGGUUCAAUACUCACCAUUGGAGCUAUGAUUGGUGCCAUUGUCAGUGGUAAAGUAGCAGAUUAUGCAGGUCGUCGAGUCGCCAUGGGAUUCUCUCAGCUAUUCUGCAUCUUGGGAUGGCUUGUCAUAACAUUCUCAAAGGUUGCUUGGUGGCUUUACGUUGGAAGAUUGUUGGUAGGAUGUGGGAUUGGCCUGCUAUCUUAUGUGGUUCCAGUUUAUGUAGCAGAAAUAACACCAAAGAACCUUAGAGGGGGAUUCACCACAAUGCAUCAAUUAAUGAUUUGUUGUGGGAUGUCGCUAACUUAUCUUAUUGGAGCAUUUGUGAAUUGGAGGAUUUUGGCUCUAAUAGGGGCCAUUCCAUGCUUUGCACAGCUUCUGAGUCUUCCCUUCAUCCCUGAUUCUCCUAGGUGGCUGGCAAAGGUUGGACACUUGAAAGAGAGUGAUUCUGCUUUACAGCGUCUUAGGGGCAAGAAUGCUGACGUUCAUCAAGAGGCCGCUGAGAUUAGAGAUUAUACAGAAACCCUUCAGCGGCAAACAGAAGCUAGCAUUAUUGGCUUAUUUCAAUGGAAGUAUAUGACGUCGCUUACUAUAGGAGUCGGCUUGAUGAUACUGCAACAGUUUGGGGGGAUUAAUGGCAUUGUCUUUUAUGCAAAUUCUAUAUUUGUCUCUGCUGGCUUUUCAGAGAGUAUUGGAACAAUAGCAAUGGUUGCUGUUAAGAUCCCAGUGACAGUUUUAGGAGUACUUUUAAUGGAUAAAUCUGGAAGACGACCACUUUUAUUGUUGUCUGCAGCGGGAACUUGCUUAGGAUGCUUCCUCGCAGCCUUAGCCUUCCUUUUGCAGGGCUUACAUGAAUGGAAGGGAGUCAGUCCUAUUCUGGCGCUAGUUGGUGUACUGGUAUACGUAGGAUCUUACUCGCUAGGAAUGGGAGCAAUUCCCUGGGUUAUAAUGUCUGAGAUAUUUCCCAUUAACGUGAAGGGUUCUGCUGGAAGCCUAGUAACCUUUUUUAACUGGUUGUGUUCUUGGAUUGUAUCCUAUGCUUUUAACUUUCUCAUGAGUUGGAGUUCAACAGGUACUUUCUUCAUUUUUUCUAGCAUAUGUGGCUUCACUGUUCUAUUCGUAGCAAAACUAGUACCAGAGACCAAGGGGCGAACACUAGAAGAAAUUCAAGCUUCUCUGAGUUCACAUUCAACAAAAAGAUUAAUUUGAUUUCAUUAUCAUUAUUGUAACUCUAAUAUAUAGAAAUUAAUAUUGUUGUAAUUCUAAAUAUUUUCCAGAAAUUUUUUAUUGUGUACACUUUUAAGGGCUUCUUUAAUUUGUCAAACA
Messenger RNA from Lotus japonicus, 1669 nucleotides. Its product is annotated as sugar transporter ERD6-like 5. Gene Ontology annotation, biological process: carbohydrate transport; transmembrane transport. The record is from RefSeq and is a predicted model, not a curated record. Gene Ontology annotation, cellular component: membrane. NCBI's taxonomy places the organism in Eukaryota, Viridiplantae, Streptophyta, Magnoliopsida, Fabales, Fabaceae. The coding region runs from base 137 to 1552 and encodes 471 amino acids. Gene Ontology annotation, molecular function: sugar transmembrane transporter activity. The transcript is spliced from 18 exons.